This is a messenger RNA of Cooperia oncophora, 267 nucleotides long. Lineage: Eukaryota; Metazoa; Nematoda; Chromadorea; Rhabditida; Trichostrongylidae. The record is from the annotation of a GenBank genome assembly.
AAUUCCUCUUGGAAGUCAAAGAAACUUUAUGAGAAACGUGAAAUUCUAGCGAUACCAGGAUUCUCCGUAUUAUCAUAUCUCAAGGAUGAAAUAGCGAAGCGAAAAGCAUCGAAGAAGAGCCACAAGAAACAUAAAUCAAAGAAGUCCAAGAAAGAAAAAUCCUCGAAGAAGUCAAAGAAGGAAAAGAAGAGCAAGAAAUCUCGACGAAAACACCACUCUUCAACAUCGUCAUCAAGCGAUUCUUCUGUAAUCGAAGUGAUCGACUGA